Acanthamoeba castellanii str. Neff is the source of this 945-nucleotide messenger RNA. Its product is annotated as WD40 repeat-containing protein. Gene Ontology annotation, cellular component: methylosome. The transcript is spliced from 8 exons. Bases 1 to 945 code for a protein of 314 amino acids. NCBI's taxonomy places the organism in Eukaryota, Discosea, Longamoebia, Acanthamoebidae. Gene Ontology annotation, molecular function: protein binding. The record is from RefSeq and is a predicted model, not a curated record.
AUGGACGGAGUGAGCGCGCAAACGACGUCGGUGCCCGCCUCGCUGAAGGUGAGCUACAAGUGCGAUGCCCUGGCAUACCACCCUCAGUCUCGUCUGCUGGCCAUCUCCUCUUCCAACCUUACCGGCGCGACCUGGUCCGGACUUAUCACGUUGGCCGCUUUGAGCGACACCUACGCGCCAACCAAGCCCCCCACUACACUGGACACCGACGCGGGCAACGCCGAUGUGACUUUUGCGGGCGAGAAGGGAGAGUUCGUCGCUGCCGGCAGCGACGAAGGCAGCGUGCUCCUGUGGCACACGGACAAGCCGGCCAAGGAGGGCACCGACAUCGCCCUCGGCGAGCACGAUGACAUCGUGUCCGCCGUCGCCGCCCACCAGUCCCACCUCCUCUCCGCCAGCUGGGACCACAAGAUCAAGCUCUGGGACGUCACCAAGGGCAACUCGCUCGCCACGUUCGAAGCCCACAUCGGCGCGGUCAACACGGUCGAGUUCAUCAACGCCGCUCUGUUCGUCUCCGGCGCUCAGGACAAAACGGUGCGCGUGUGGGACAAGCGACAAGCGGUCGUGGCCAGCACCCUGCAGCGGGCCUACAACAUCUGCUCCGUCUCGGCCUCGCGCCACGACGACAACCUCUUUGCCGUCGGCCAGGAGGACGGAUCGGCGUGCGUGUUCGACCGGCGCAACCUGGCGGCUGCCCUCUUCUGCCACACCACUGGCGACAGCGUGCGGGCGGUCCGCUUCUCGCCGCACACGGCGGGGCACUUGGCGGUGGCGUCGGACGACACCACCCUCUCCGUGCUAGACACCACCACCCAAAAGACCAUUUAUUCUUUCGCGGGGCACACGGACUACGUGCGAGGUGUGGCGUGGGAUCCCCUCCAGCCCCACGCGCUCGCCUCCGGCGGCUGGGACGGUCUGGUCUACUUCCACGCCUUCUCCGCUUGA